Messenger RNA from Cicer arietinum (chickpea), 623 nucleotides. RefSeq names its product probable steroid-binding protein 3. Lineage: Eukaryota; Viridiplantae; Streptophyta; Magnoliopsida; Fabales; Fabaceae. Gene Ontology annotation, cellular component: membrane; endomembrane system. The record is from RefSeq and is a predicted model, not a curated record.
AAGCGGUUGAAAUUGAAACUGAAAAGAAAGAGAGGUGAAACAAGAGCGAGCGAAGGAAGCUUUGUGUGGUGUGAGUUAGAUUCGUUAGAUCAAAGAAGAGAAAUGGAGAUGACAGCACAGCAACUCAGCCAAUACAACGGCACAGAUCCAUCCAAACCCAUAUACGUCUCCGUCAAAGGCCGCGUCUUCGAUGUCACCACCGGUAAAUCAUUCUACGGUCCCGGUGGACCCUACGCCAUGUUCGCCGGCAAAGACGCCAGCAGAGCACUCGCGAAGAUGAGCAAAAGUGAAGAAGACAUCACUUCUUCCCUUGACGGCCUCACUGAGAAAGAGAUCGGAGUUCUCAAUGAUUGGGAGACCAAGUUUAUCGCUAAGUACCCCGUUGUUGCAACCCUACUUAAUUAAUUAUUACUUUAUUCAUCUCUCUGUUAUCACCAAUCAUCAUAUAUUUUGUAUGUUUCUAAUUCUAUGAAUCUGUUGGUUAAUCAUUACCCCCAUCCCAUCCCAUUUGCCCUCAAAGGGGGUUUUGUCUUCAUUUCAUGCAUCUUGCCAAUGUCAAACUAUUUUUCCUAUAUACUUUAAUCAAUAAAUUAACCCUAGCGUGAUUGUUACGGGUUUAUGUA